AUGUCGAAAAUGGAUCGCCAAUUGAAUUCUACAAAAGAUAAACAGACUAUUUACGAAAUAUAUAGAGCAUGUCGUUUGUGUGGAGCCGGUGCAGGCUAUAAAAUGCCUAUAAUACAAAAUGUAAUUGAUUUAGGUGACAGCGAAGUUGAGCUUCGACAAAAAGUCCGAGAAUGCGUGCAAAUUGAGGUGCACCAAGAUGAUAAGAUGCCCCCAUUAAUCUGCGAGCUGUGUGUUGAUAAAGUGAAUGACUUCUACGAGUUCCUAGAGAUGUGUCGACAGACUAACAAACGGACAAGAUUGAGGCUUGGUCUACCUCCGCAGUCCAUGCCCAAAGGAGCUCCGGAUGCCGGUGAAUGUAUCCUGGGUCUGACGGAGCCGGUGUAUGUGAAUGAUGACUCAGAUGAUGGGGAGCCGCUGUCUAAGCAGAAGAAGCAGACCAAGGUGAAGGUCAGGAGGGAGCCCGAGUUAAAAGUUAAGUUGGAGCAUACAAUAUUAGACCCGCGCACGACUCGGUUCACGCGCCGUGCGCCCACGCCGCCGCGGAACACGAGGCAGCGACAGAACUCUAAGGAAGACACUGGACCCUUAAACCGAGCCAAGGACUCAAAAUCUAAAUCUCCGAAAGGGACACCCAAGUCAAUUCUGAAGAGAGAAUCUCAGGAGUCGCAAGAAGAUGAUUCGUUACUGACACCACGUCUAAAGAGGUCGAGGGACAGAGAGCCGGUCAAAUUGGAUACACCGAUUAAAAAAGUCAAAAUCGCAAUAAAGCCGGCGUCGCCUCCGAAAUCUUCACCGAAAUCGUCUCCAAGGUCAUCGAAACCUGCCAAGCCUGUCAAGGUGCCCCCGAAGCGGCCGGUGUCUCCGCCUCGAUUGUACAGUUGUAUAGUUUGUGGGCAGAACAAUAAAACUCCGCAGGCCAAUAGUAACCACCAGAGGUCGCAUACAGUGGGAUUUACAAAUCCUAAACUAGCGUGCAAUCCAUGCGGCGAGUGGUUCCGUACGCCGGACGAGGCGGCGGCUCACCACAGACAUCACAAGAGUAAAUCCAUUCCGUAUACAUGCAACCGAUGCACUGCCAACUUCAGACAGCUCGCGGCAUAUGAUGAACAUUUCAUCAGUAACCAAUGUAUUCCGUUCCCCGAGAUGCCGGACGUCAAGUGCGACGUGUGCUGGCACCUGUUCGCCACCAACAAACUGUUCCGGGACCAUCGCUGUCUGGGCGAGGACAAUAGGCCGGGCGGCAAAUGUUCAAAGUGUAACCGAAACUACGCGUUACUGAGGAACUUGAAGAAACAUGAACCUACAUGCACGGCGAGGAAGAAAGGUGAACUAAACGUAGAUCCGGAGUUACUGAAGCAGUUGCGACCGGUGCAGGUUCGAAUCUUGCGCUGUGACAGCUUACUCGCUAAUGUUAAAGACGGACAUUACGAUGUCUCCUAUGUUCCUUAUGAUUAUGGCCUUGACAAGAACUGCUAUUAUCCAUACUUAGCAGGACUGCGCAUCAAACGGGAACCGUAUCUAGACCAUAUGGUAGAUAUACGAGAUGAUAUCAAACACGAAUUCUACGCCGCAGAAGACUAUGUACACUGGGACUCUGAGAGUGAGAGCGAAGCAGAAUCCUGCUCUCUCAUCGUCCCUUCUCCGAAAGAGAAGAAAAUCGAUUCUCUAGCGAAUCUGUCACUAAAGACUCUGUUCUCCAGAAGAUGUUUAGGUAAAGUUCCAAAGAAGAGAAGAAAGGUUAAGCCAGAGAAGAAUUUAUUUGAUUCUUUAUUAGCUGAAGAAGAUGAUGUUUCAAAAGAUAUUAAUAAUAUAAUUAAUAAUCUACAAGAUGAUGAUAACGAUAACGGAGAUAAUGAAUUUAACGAUAGUGUUAAAAGUAACGGUGAAGUGGUUAAUAGUAACGAUGGUGUUGAUAAUAACGAUAGUUUAGCUGUAAGUAACGAGGAAAGUGAAUUUAGUGGCGAGUGCAAUGUUACAAGUUCAAAAUUGUCUAGUGGUAAUAGUAUAGAUAAUGUUAAUAACAGUACUAUUAAUGAAAUAAGUGUUAACGAUAACGGAGUCAGAGAUAACGAAUCGAAUACAAUUAGUGAUUUAGAUGAUAGUAAAAAUAAUGGAGUUUCGAAUGAUAAUAGUUCUUUAUCCAAUGAUGAUAAGGUUGAAAAUUGUGUAUCUAAAAAUGAUUUUGAGAAAGAUGGGGAUUCUAAUUCAAUUAAAGUGUUUAAUGAAAAUAGUCAGGAUUCUAGUUCUAUUGGUACAGCCAGUGAAAGUUUAUUGAACGAUUAUACACAAAAUGAUAUAUUAAGCGAGAAUGAAAAAGAAAACGAUAAAAAUAAUGUCGAUAAUUCUCAGAAUAACGAUGAAAAUCAAUCACAAACUGAUAAUUCCGGUCUAGAUUCGAAAUUAACGGAGAAUGAAUCGAAUUUAACACAAGAUAAAGAUGAAAACGAUAUCAGGGAUGAUGUUAACGAGAAUCGUUGUAUUGGGAAUAACGAUUCGACUAACACCGUUAGUGUUAUAGUCAGUAACGAUAAAGUCAAGCAUUCUGACGCUGACGACGAUGAUAAGUUAAUGGCAGCUUUAGACGCUGAAAUUGGCGAAAAUAACGAGGGUUCCCGUGAUAAUAAUGGUAGUUUUAACGAUUUAAUGCAAGCUAAGGGUAAUACAGAUUUGAUUUCUGACGAAUACAAUUUUGAUGCUUAA
Spodoptera littoralis (African cotton leafworm) is the source of this 2700-nucleotide messenger RNA. The record is from the annotation of a GenBank genome assembly. Lineage: Eukaryota; Metazoa; Arthropoda; Insecta; Lepidoptera; Noctuidae.